AUGGCGUCCCAAAACGUCAACAUUCUCCUGUCGACCUUUCCCGGUCUCUCACUUCCAUCAACACUCUCCUUCGCGUUACCAUCAUCAUCCAGCGUAGCUGACCUGACGGACAAAAUCGCCUCAUACCUGCCUCCUUCUCUGCCACUCAACCGUCUGGUCUUGACAACAACCAGCAACAAGCAACUUCUCCCCUCAUCCGAAUCCAUCGCAUCCUACCUCAUCAGCACCAAUGACAACCUCGCCACAGCCUCCAUUCUCCCCCUCCGCCUCAGCGCCCCCCUAUGCGGUGGUAAGGGAGGUUUCGGAUCCCAGCUCCGUGCCGCCGGUGGGCGCAUGUCCAGCAAGCGCAAGCGCAACCAAGGCGACGACAAUGGAUCCAGCCGCAACCUCGAUGGCCGUCGUCUACGCACAGUCAACGAAGCCAAGGCAUUGGCCGAGUACCUCGCCCUCAAGCCGGAGAUGGACAAGAAGGAGAAGGAGGAGCGUCGGCGCCGGUGGCAGGCUGUUGUUGAGGCGGCAGAGAAACGUCAAGAGGAGCUGAAGAACGGAGGCGGCAAGCAGAAGAUUGACGGUCAGUGGAUGGAAGACAAGGACGAGAUGAAUGAGAAAGCGAGAGAGGCGGUCCUUAUGGCUAUGAAGGAUGGUAUGUGGACGGAUAAUCUUCGCGAUACGAUUCUGGGCGGAUCAAGUACGAGUGCUAGCCCAAGUGAGGGAAGUGGUCAGGAGACGCCCUCCAGCUCCGAGGAGGAAAGUGAUGAUGAGCAGGAGAUGGAGGAUGCACCUGGACCGUCGUCGUCGGAGCCGGCGCGCAAUGCGGCUCCUCGGCGGACUUUCAUCGCAUUUCUUCCCCGAGCUCUCCAACAUCCCCAAACCUCACCAACCAUGUUGCCAUACCUCGGGCGCAUAAUCCCACGAGGGCGCCUACCAUACCACCGAGCGCCUUUACAAAUAUCCCGCCUUCGCAGACCGUGCCUGCGAACAACAACCGCUAUUUUCUCUCCCCGUCCGGAGGUACUAGCCCGCACCCAGCUACGCAGCUUUUCCACGAGUAUUCCUCUCCGCGCAAGCCCGGCUCCUGAACCAACAAUUGAAGAAGCUGUCCUCCCCGUCUGCUGCCCUGGAUGCGGUGCGUAUGCGCAGACUGUUGAGCCGAACGAGCCUGGGUUUUAUGGGAAGACUAGGAAACAGACGCGGAAGCUCUUGUCGGAGACGAAGCAGGUUGUUGAGGGUGAGGGAAUUGGGGAAGAAGAGUCCGGAUUGAAGGCUGAGGGGGAGAAGGCGGCGGAUCGGAUUCAGAAGUAUCUGGAGCUUACGAAUGUUGGGGGGAGUGUGCCGAGGCCGAAGUCGGCUGAUACUGCUGGCAAGUAUCUGGAGAAGUCGAAAGCCCCGGUCCAAAUCUGCGAUCGAUGCCAUGAUCUGCUGCAUCAUAACAAGGCCGUUCCUGCUAUUUCGCCGACUAUGGAUUCCCUGCGGGCGUAUUUGGAUGAGUCGCCUCAUAAACAUAAUCGGAUUUAUCAUGUUGUUGAUGCGGCGGAUUUCCCUAUGUCUGUUGUGAAGGAGAUCUACGAUACGCUGGGGAUCAUGGAUCCGCGGUCGAAGAAUCGGCGCUCGGCGACUUAUAAGUAUAAGAGCGGGAAGAAAUUGCCGACUAUUAGUUUUGUUAUUAAUAGGUCGGAUCUGUUGGCCGCUACGAAGGAACAGGUUGAUUCGAAGAUGGAGUAUGUACGGUCUGUGCUUCGUGAUACGUUUGGACUCUCGCAUGAGGAAUUCCGCUUGGGCAAUGUGCAUAUGAUUAGUGCUCAGCGGGGAUGGUGGACGAAGAAAGUUAAGGAGGAGAUUAGGGAGCAUGGGGGUGGGAUUUGGGUGAUUGGGAAGGCCAACGUUGGUAAAAGCAGUUUUAUUGAGGCCUGCUUUCCCAAGGAUUCGCGGAAUCUCGAGAAGAUUGCGGAGUUGAUCGAGCUCCGUGAGGAGGAGUCCAAAAUCGCUACGCACUAUGACCCUUCUGCUAUUGAUUCAGAGGGUCUUCUACCCCCUGCGCCUCGGGAGGAUUUAUAUCCUAUUCUCCCUGUGGUCUCUUCUCUAGCCGGCACGACGGUAUCACCUAUUCGUAUCCCGUUUGGCCGUGGAAGGGGCGAGAUGAUUGAUCUGCCGGGGCUCGAGCGUGGCGAGCUGGCCGACCAUGUCCGUGAUGAGUUUAAACGCGAUUUGAUCAUGACCAAGAGGAAGAAGCCUGAACGCCUCUCGAUCAAGCCUGGCCAAUCACUACUUCUCGGAGGAGGUCUCGUCAGAAUUACGCCGAUGAACCCUGAGGAUGUCGUGAUGGCAGCUUGCUUUGUCCCGCUUGAAUCGCAUCUCACCAGAACCGAAAAGGCUAUUGAAAUGCAAACGGAGCAGCGCCCUUACCCCAAGACCAAUAUUGCCAGAGAAGGUACCGGUCAGGUCAUCUCGUCUGCAGGUGUUUUUGACCUGAAAUGGGACGUGACUCAUUCGCACCUCCCCAGGUCUAUCGCCAAGGCGGUUGAAGAUGGGCAUAUGAAGAUGCCGUCUCUACCAUACAAAGUAAUGUCGACCGAUGUUUUGAUCGAAGGAUGCGGCUGGGUUGAGCUUACAGUUCAAGUUCGAGCCAAGUCCGCGAAGGAGUCUGAUUCUGAGGAUGAGACGUCAAAGUCGUUCCCUCAAGUGGAAGUUUUCACUCCGUACGGCCGCCAUGUUGGAUCUCGUCCUCCGAUUGAAUGUUGGAAGUUCAUAGAAGCGAAGAAGGUCGCUGACAACCGCGCGAAGGGACCUCGGGGACGGCAGAACAUUGGACUGGAGAAGCGAGCUCGGCUCAGCUGA
Messenger RNA from Aspergillus costaricaensis CBS 115574, 2835 nucleotides. RefSeq lists its product as uncharacterized. The transcript is spliced from 4 exons. Bases 1 to 2835 code for a protein of 944 amino acids. Gene Ontology annotation, cellular component: mitochondrion. NCBI's taxonomy places the organism in Eukaryota, Fungi, Ascomycota, Eurotiomycetes, Eurotiales, Aspergillaceae. The record is from RefSeq and is a predicted model, not a curated record.